Messenger RNA from Suillus plorans, 1377 nucleotides. RefSeq lists its product as uncharacterized. Lineage: Eukaryota; Fungi; Basidiomycota; Agaricomycetes; Boletales; Suillaceae. The record is from RefSeq and is a predicted model, not a curated record. The transcript is spliced from 4 exons. Bases 1 to 1377 code for a protein of 458 amino acids.
AUGUCCAUGACCGACACAAUCACUAUCAGGAGUCAUUCCUCAUCCAAUAGCCCUGUACUGAGAAAAAACAACAGGCAGGGCAACUCUAGGAAAACUAUUGAACCAUACAAGCGGUCUUCAACCAGGCCUGGGUUAGCAGUGAGCCAGGCAAGAACGCCAGCGACCAAGGACACUUCCUCAUCUCAAGCCACCUUCCGUGGGGUCAAUUCAAAAUUGACCGAGUCUCCCAUUGCUAGGCGACACAAGGUGCUUAGCUUUGUCUCACAAUCGAAUCGCGAGACAGAUUGCAAGGUUUUUCAAAAUAUCACUCGAGCAGACUACGACUAUAUCUCUUGCAAGAUCGAAGACUGCCCUGCAAGACCAAGGUUAGAAUAUAAUUGCGAUACCCAUACCCUUGUCAUUGAGAUGCCUUCUCCCAUACACGAGGCUAUAAUCAAGGUUAUCAGCAAAUCAUUGGAACGCCUGGAUCUUGUUCUGCAGGACUUCAUUGCCGAAGAACUGUUGUCCUCAGACACCCAUACCAACUUGACCAUCGAUGGGGACACGGUGAAAUGUAUACCCGAUAUCCUCCACAUGGUCACUACCCUCACUGACCCCCCCAUCGUAAUUAAUCCUGUCAUGGGCGAAGUGGCUGUAUCACAGCCCCGAGCCGAUCUACUACAGAGGCUCAGGGACAGGCUCAAAGAGUUCCCAGGCAUUGUAUUACUCUUUAUCGCCGAGAUCCAAGAACGUGUCCACUACACUUCACCUGCAGAGUCCAGUCAAGCGUGGAUACAUCUACAAAAGAAGAAAUUGUUAACCUCCGAUGCCUUCCUUUCCAACCGCACUGGACCAAGAUCGCUUAAAAAACCCAUGGACAUUGUGGUUGAAAAGCACCCCUGGCAUGCGAUGGAAAGCGUGCAUCUCCAGGUCUGGGUGCAAAACAACAGUGGGCACAUUGAAUUAGACACACGAGACCCAGAACUCACAGCACGUGGCGAAUUAUUUCCGAACAAGUUGAUGGACAAAGUCACACGCAUGAUAGAGAGGGGGCUGUCCCGGAUGAGGGACAAGUAUGCAGAGUUGGCUCGAAAGGCCAGCCCAAACGUUGAUGUUUCGGCUCUGCUGGAAGCGCGUGUUACUCUCCCCUUUACAUGGGAUGCCAUGCUGUCUAAGCUUGCCUUUGCAAGCAUGGCGAUGGCAUACAGUAGGUAUAAGUCUUGGUAUAUGGGCAGUAGGCCUGAGGGUACCAAGCGCACAGCGGAUGAAGCGUUUGAUGCAGAAGCCACUGGCAAGCGCACAGCGGACGAAGCAUUUGAUUCAGGACCAGCCAGGAACACACGUUCACUCACGCGUGCUCGCACUGAUGCACUUGCCCGGAGCCGGAGUGUACCGUAA